Microplitis demolitor is the source of this 1733-nucleotide messenger RNA. RefSeq names its product lysosome-associated membrane glycoprotein 1. NCBI's taxonomy places the organism in Eukaryota, Metazoa, Arthropoda, Insecta, Hymenoptera, Braconidae. Bases 297 to 1319 code for a protein of 340 amino acids. The transcript has 5 exons. The record is from RefSeq and is a predicted model, not a curated record. Gene Ontology annotation, cellular component: membrane.
UCGUGGUUGUCGUCAUACCAGCUAAUAUCAAUCGUAAGCACUAAGCACUCAUUGUACUAGCAUAACGCAGCAUAAAAUAAUAUAACAAUUGCGUGGGUUCGUGCUUGCCAACCCAGACACCAAAGGAAUCUCACCGUCUUUUUGCGCAUCAAAAAAAAAUAAAUAGUGCCAUAAUUAUUAAGUUAUACCUCUUAUUAGCACGAUCACUUGAUAAAUAAGUAUAUUACAUAUAAAUAUAUACAACCGAUUGAUGAUUUGUCUCUGAACUGUUGUGCAAUAAUUCUUUUCUUUACAAAAUGAAGUUCUCCAUUAUUUGUGUCUGCUUGCUGGUGAUUUCAGUAUCAGGUAAACCAGCAGAUGAAGUUGCAUCAGCAAAAAACGUCGUCAGAACUUCAGAUAUGGUUCCUCCGGAACCUAUCCCUGAAAAAUCUACGAUUGAACCUACUAGUACAACUACUGUAAAACCAACUACUCCAUCUCCGGAACCAACUCCGACGCCAGAUAAGACUACAACAGAACCGACAACGACAACAGCGAAGACAACCACAACGACGACAACGACAUUGGCACCAAAUACUACGACGUCUACGACCACGACGACUACUGUAGCACCGCCAAGUCCAGCGCCAACACCAGCACCGACACCCGCACCGACACCUGGUCCAGCACCGGCUCCAAAGACUGGAAAAUGGAUCGUCAGUGGCACAAACCACACAUGCAUUGUCGUUAAAAUGGCUGCGCAGUUUAACGUUACAUACCUAAACAACGAUAAUAAAAAUAUAUCGCAGCUAAUAACAUUGCCGAGUGAUAACAUGACCACAAACGCUAGUGGAGAUUGCGGAGUUAAUGAGCAGUUUAUUAUGAUCUCGUGGAAUUCUACAGUAGCUUCCAAUGAUUCUCUAGUCUUGCAUUUCAACAAAAAUGGAACCAAGUACUCGUUGCAUCACAUUGAGACAUACUUGGCACCUGCAGAAUUGCCCAGUUAUCAAUACAACGAGACAUUAAUGUUGAUGCACAACACAAGUGAAUACCCAAUAGCUGUGAGCAAUUCAUACAGAUGUGCUAAAGCGCUUAAGUUAAAUCUUAAUUCAACUGUAACGAACACAACAGCUGUACUUGAAAUAUCUGAUCUACAGUUCCAAGCUUUCAGAAACGAUAACACUACAACAUUUGGAUUUGCUGAAGACUGCGCUUUCGAAACUCAAGACGUCGUACCAAUAGCUGUAGGCUGUGCUUUGAUAGCUCUUGUAAUAAUUGUCCUGGCUGCAUAUCUCGUCGGCCGUCGACGUAGUCAGGCACGCGGAUACCGUAGUAUGUAAGAUAUAACGUAAUUACUCGGUUAAAUUACUCCCUAAAUCGAAGUUUUUUUCUUUUUUACUAUCAUUUUUUCAUAAAUCAAAUUAAUUUUUCUAUUGUCAAGAUUACAAAUCUUGUUUAUUAUUAUUAUUAUAAUUAUUAUAGCUACAAUCAUAAUUAUUAUUUUUUUGUUUCAUUUAUGUGAUUAUUUUAUAAAUUUAAGCGAAUUUAUUAAUUGUAAAGGUAAAUUGUAUAUUUACCACUGUAUCCUCAAUCAUGAUUACUUUAUCUUAUUUUUGAAUUAUUUACAUUUAUAAAUAAUUAUUAAUUGAUAUAAAUAAUAUAAUUAUAAUUAUAAUAAAUAUACAUGUAUAAAUUGGAUACAAAAAUAGUAUUAAUUCAUUAUUGUUACGUAAUAAAUUCAAUUAUUAAAAAUA